CACCGCGUUGCUAAGACAUUUUGUGGCUUCUUGGGCGCGAAGGCUGCGGCGGAGGCUGAGAACAACAAUGACAACAAUAUAUGCUUCAGGUGGAGGAAGUCUAGUAAUAAAUGUCAGACGGUCAGAAUCUCAAGAUGCACAGCAGAUUAUGAAACUGUUCACCCUCAGUACAACAGCCAUGUUUGGAAGAAUUAAUAUCAUCUAUCUACUCGAAAUGGCAAAUCUUUCUUUGACAGUGGAAAAUGAGAAGAAAGAGGUUUUAGCUCAUGCUGCUUUUUUUGAUUACCCAAACAUUGAGGCUGUUGAAAAAGACAACUGGGAACCCUGGCUACAUACAUAUGGUCCCAGUUCAAAAUGCACACCUUUGAACACCCUUUUUUUACAUUUGCUUGUGGCAAAAUCAGGAGUUGCAAGUGGUUGUGCCAAAGAGAUUGUCAGGACUAUCUUCAAUGCCCUCCGAGAACUGCACUAUAUAAUCCUUGCUGUGCCAAAGAAAGUCGCCUUAGAUCCUGCCGUGUCUGUCUUGUUUGCACCUAUGCCACAAUUUAAGAAGGUGGAUGGUGUACACUAUUCAGCUUUCAUCUGCUACAGAAAGGACUAUGUUCCAGUACUACAUAUUCGAAAGGCCAGGAUAGAGGAUCAUGAUGAUGUCACACCUAUCUUCAAUGAGCAGACUGACACACUGAGAUACAUUUAUGGUGAAUACUUCCUGGCAGAACUAAUAGAAGCUCAAGAUGAAACGACCCGAGCUGCUGUCUGUGAGGUAAAUAACAGUGCAGUGGGCUUCAUUAGUGUGAGCAGUGAAGUGAAUGUCAAGUUACUGAAUGAAUGCUUUGAUUUACGUCCAUUUCAUGGUCUUCGUAAAACUCCUGAAGAGGAAGCAUCUUCAAAAAUAACAAUAACACCUUCAGAAACUGAAAACGAAAGCGCUUCAACUGGAGCUUCUGAAGAUAAUACAGAUGAAAAGGGAGAAGUGUCAGACAGUGUUGAAAAUGCCAAAUUGCCAGAUGGUGAUGUUGAAGACCGAACAACCAAAGAAGCAGAGAGCAGCAGAGAGAUCGCUUCCAGUCCAAAUGACAGCCAUUCUUCAAAUGCUUUUUGUAUUCAGUUGUUCUGCAUUGAUGAGGCAUAUGAAACAAGGUCUCAGGAUUUUUUGCCCUACAUUUUUAAUCUUUUUCCGGACAAAGACUACUGUGUCAUCACAGUACCUCAUCUCAUCCCAGAGUUUCCUUUGCUGAAGGAUUUUGUCCGUGUUGUACCCUACAGCAAGACUACAUUGUCUCAUGAGUUAUAUGUCACUCAUCGCAAAGGCUUGUUAAAAUCCUUCAUGGUACGACUUGCGACACAGAAUGACACUGCAGGAAUUCAAAGACUUGUAAAAAACCUUAAUCUGGAGUUCAAUAUUUUAAGUAUCUUACAUAUUUAUAACCAAUCUCGCAGAGACCCGGAUGGAACUCCAAUUCAGGCAAUUGUUGCUGAGGUUCUUCGAGAAAUUGUAGGAAUUGCUAUCAUCAGAAAUGAAGAGCAAAUUGAAUAUAUCCGAUCGCAUUAUAACAUCGAAAAUUUUAUCUACUUCGACCAUCACCAACGUGAAGAACAUGGGCACCUCUAUCACUUUGCUUUGAACCCAAUUUUCCAUCAUUAUACCAGACAUUUUCUCAAAGAAAUACUUCGGAUUACUUUUAAGACUUGCCUGUACUACCCUGUUUACCCAAGAUUAUUACUUAAAAAGGUAAUCAGUCCAUAUGCUCAUUCCCUCACAUCUGCCCUUAAUUAUCUAGUUCCCGUGCGCCGGAGACGGCAGGUUGUCUAUCCAUUGGACCAACUUGACAUUAAUGCUCCAUCAAAGCGAAUCACCCAGAAAAAGCCUAAGUACGCUUUAAACCAUAUAAACCGAAAGUUGACCCUGGAGCCAAAGGUGACCGUCAAUUCACGAAUUGUCGUGGUUGGUGCUUCAGAUGUUGGGAUCUCCUUUCUUGAAACGUUGGUCUUCUGUCCACACUUACGCUUUCAUAACCUGACCUUGAUUUCAACGUCUGGACUUUCUGGAAGUUACUCAACUUCUAUAUACAAAAAGUUCAAGCCUGCAAGUUACAACUAUAAUCAUGACGAUCACGCACAGAUAUUAUUGCAGACUUGGGUUAAUGUGGUGACUGGCAAGAUGAUUGGUAUAAACAGAGCUUCAAAAUAUGUACUAGUAACAGGAGACACAAAGGUGCCGUAUGACCAUCUAAUCCUGUGUACUGGACUACAGUAUCAGGUUCCUUGUCCCACAGGAGUGGAUAUCAAAGACAUGCUGUCAAAUAAGGAUGUGGCUAUUGAUCCUGACCAGCAAUUUACUGGAAGAGUACCCUCCAAUCUUUUUGUUCUUAAUAGUCGUGAUGACUGUGAAAAUGCACUGCAUUGGCUCAAAAAGCAUGAAGGAAAUAUUAAAGGAAAUAUCAUUGUAUAUGGGAGCACAAUGGACGCUUACAUCACAGUGAAUACCAUCCUGUCUUUUCGAAUCGAUGGCUCUUUCGUACAUCUGGUGAAAACUCCUUCGAAUUCAGGCAGCAGUUGUUUUAACAGUCCCGCGAUAGAAAGUGCAGUAGAGGAAGCACUCAAGAAAGCUAACGUUUCUGUGUAUUCUAACUGUCUGCUUGCUCAGUAUAAUAAUGGAAUGCUCCAUCAACGUAUAACCCUUGCAACUUUCACCACUGAUUCUCAACCAUUGAGUCUGACAUGUGUAGCUUUCUUUAACUAUGACAAGAAGAAGGUGGAUGUUGAUGCUUUCAGAGCCAUCAAUAAGGCAUGCCUUGUCUUUGAUGGAAAAUUGGUAAUUGACUCUACCUUCCAUACCAAUGACAUAACAAUUAGAGCUGCUGGAUCAUUAACUAAAUAUUCCCGUCGUUAUUUUGCUGACCAAUGGUCUCAUGAAAAUUUUAAUUCAAAAGAAAUUGGAUUUCAGCUGGCUGCACUCAUGCUGCAUCUGUUUGACCCAACUCUGGAGCAAGUGACUAAACCACCAGCGGAAUUAGAUAAACUUCUCCCUACUUAUACUGGAUGUAAAGCCAUAGGAGGCAUUCUACCUGGAGGAUACCAUUACCUACAUAUUUCUAAGCCAGGGAUCAUAACCUGUGUAGAUUCACAAAAGUCACGACCUGAAUAUGGUCGUGAACUAAUCACAGGAAGCAUCGAUAAAGGGAACUACUUUGAAAUUCACUUGAACCAAUACAGCAUGGUAGAAUCCAUCACUUGUCUGUCACUGAAAUCUUUCCCGGUCUCCAACUAUAUCUGCUUAUAUGGACAGCAUGAGCGUCUCCUUAACAAUUUGUGUUCUCGCUUUGACGAAGGCCUCAUCUCAGAUUUUUACAGCUAUCUAAGGGAGCCUUGGUGCUUGUGUAUAUAUCAUGAUCGUUUCAUGGACUUCAAACAAGAAGUGCGGCAGUUAAUAGAAUCCAACAAGGUAAAUGUCGACGAGCCUAUUGAGGAGCUGAUCCGUCAGAUAGCGGAUGGAGAGUUGCUGGUGCCGGGAAAUACGAAGGCAUAUUUGGAGGAGCAGUUUGCGAAAAACGGUUACCAGAAGUUGGUCGAAAAAACCCUCCUAAGUUACCUGAGCUACAAUCGUUACCACCUCCCAAUGUUUGCAAGGCCUGGUAUUGUUUAAAUAUCGACAGUGGUAGUGGUGGGGGGAGGGGUGGUGAGGGGGUGAUAUUGCACUCAAAUUAUAUUGUCUUAAUGUCUAUUCAAUCCAGAAAACUUUGCUGAUGUUUAAUAGUGUCCAAUUUACUGCAGUCACGCUGUUGAUGCACUUAGCCAGAAGAUGGCGCACUAUAACAGGCUGACGGAGGGGAAGUGAAAGUUCUCUCUGACAAGGUUUCGUUUCCUUUUAAAAUGUUUUACUCGAGUGUAGCUUUUCUAAAACGUGUACAAUAAAUAAAGCGGUGUUCAUUUCUUCGAA
This is a messenger RNA of Stegostoma tigrinum, 3940 nucleotides long. RefSeq names its product cilia and flagella associated protein 61 (gene cfap61). The coding region runs from base 68 to 3646 and encodes 1192 amino acids. The transcript has 26 exons. Lineage: Eukaryota; Metazoa; Chordata; Chondrichthyes; Orectolobiformes; Stegostomatidae. The record is from RefSeq and is a predicted model, not a curated record.